UCAGCUUGGCCAAAUCUGAAGAAAACAUUCCUAAAUGCAAUGUACUCUACCAGACACUGUUGAACCGACUGCAUUAGAGGGAAAUUUCAUGAUACAGACAUUGCUUUUCUUCAUUCGUUCCUGCAGAGCUUGGUGUGAAGACAGCUUUCCAGAUCCAAACCUUUUGCAACUGUCCUGAAGAACCAGUAGUCCUGAGGAGUUAAGCUGGAAAGAAGAGGCUCUGGGAAGUCAAAUAAACACAGAACUAGCCAAUUGGUGCGGAUGCCCCAGAGCUUAGCAAUUCAUUUUGCCAAUAACUUCCAGUCAAAAACCACGUGGAACACUCUAGUGCCCAACAAAAUCAGGCUUACUGUCUGUUGCAACGAGACAGCCAGCACCCUGUGGGGAAACGAGGCAAAUCUCGGUGAGAAUACAUCAGUAGGGACUGAACAGGCUACUGAAGUGUCUUCCACGAUGUUCCCAUUGCAAGGUGCCCAGAUGCUGCAGAUGCUGGAGAGAUCCUUGAGGAACAGCCUUCCUACAUCCUUAAAGGUUUAUGGGACCGUCUGCCACAUGAACCAGGGAAACCCGUUCAACCUAAAGGCCCUGGUGGACAAGUGGCCUGAUUUUAAUACAGUGGUUAUCCGCCCUCAGGAACAGGAGAUGAAAGAUGACCUUGAUCACUACACCAAUACUUACCAUAUCUACUCCAAGGACCUCAAGAACUGUCAGGAAUUCCUUGGCUUACCAGAAGUGAUCAACUGGAAACAGCAUUUGCAGAUCCAAAGUUCACAGAACAGCCUGAAUGAAGUAAUACAAAAUCUUGCAGCCACAAAAUCCUUCAAAGUCAAGGUAACACAAAACCUUCUCUAUAUGACAAGUGAGACAACAAAGGAACUGGCUCCUUCCCUGCUGGAUGUGAAGAACUUGUCACUGAGCGAUGGCAAGCCCAAGGCCAUUGACCAAGAGACAUUGAAACUCUCAUCCAUGGAUCCUAUCUACGCUGCCUUGGUGAAUAAAUUCUGGUCUUUUGGUGGCAAUGAGAGGAGCCAAAGAUUCAUUGAGCGCUGUAUCCGGACCUUCCCCAACUUCUGCCUGCUGGGGCCUGAGGGGACCCCUGUAUCUUGGUCCCUCAUGGACCAUACAGGAGAGCUGCGGAUGGCAGGCACCACGCUUGAAUACCGGGCCCAGGGCCUCGUUACCUACCUCAUCUAUACCCACACCCAGGCUCUGCUCAAAUUCGGCUUCCCUGUGUAUUCUCACGUAGACAGGAAGAACAAAAUUAUGCAGAAGAUGAGUCACAGUCUGAAUCACAUCCUCAUGCCCUGUGACUGGAACCAGUGGAACUGUGUGCCUCUGUGAAGCCACCCUGAACCCAAGACAGUGUGGGAUGGGCAUGAGGGCGUGGCUGGAGGAGCAGAUGGGUGGACAGAGGGAAAGAAUAAAUUGUAAUCGUAAUCAUCAGUAAAGGAGUGGCUGCUGUUUGGGCUCUGGGGAAGCCAUGUGACUGGUCAACAGGACCACUGCUACCCCUGCACUCAGACUGACGGUGGGCUUCCCCCAGUAUCUCAGUAUAAGCAGCAGCAGCUCUCCUGCAGUGAUUUCACAUGGUUGAGUCCCCCACGCUUCUGGGAUCUCUGCCAUGCUUCUUCACCAGCUACAUGUGGCCCCAGGUGCCUCCUCCUAGAACACUUAGUGCACAGGAUGAUGGGGCCUUGCUGAUUUUUCUGGGGGGGGGUAUUAUUUUCUGGACAUUAUGACUUAUUCCUCUCUUUCUCUGGCCUUUUCCUUAGUGAAGAGCAGGUGGACUCCACUUGUUAGCUCUAUAGAGAUUAUCCUCUCCUCUGCUGCUUUAGAAGCAUAUUAAAUAUAUUAUAUACAAAAAAAUAUGAGAUAUUGUGUUAAACAAAAUACACAUGAUAUAGCAGGAAGAGUUAUUAAGAAAAAAACUAACCUAUGUUAGCCUGUCCUCUCUCCGCCUCCACUCCAGGGAAAAUGACUCAACAUUGUGCCUAAGAGCUGAGCUUCCUAAACUUACCCAAAACCCUCAAACAAUAAAGAGAUUUUGUAUUUGAUUGCA
This is a messenger RNA of Vicugna pacos (alpaca), 2059 nucleotides long. RefSeq names its product glycine N-acyltransferase. Lineage: Eukaryota; Metazoa; Chordata; Mammalia; Artiodactyla; Camelidae. Gene Ontology annotation, cellular component: mitochondrion. Gene Ontology annotation, biological process: glycine metabolic process. The record is from RefSeq and is a predicted model, not a curated record. Gene Ontology annotation, molecular function: glycine N-acyltransferase activity; glycine N-benzoyltransferase activity.